AUGAAACUUUGGACAUCUCCCUGGGUGUCUUGCCUGGUGAUUCUCAUAUUGUGCUUUGGAUCAGAGUGCGGGACUGUCCGGAGAAAGGGGAGAUCCAAGAGGGAGUUGGUGCGCAUUAGGGAGGCGAAAGCCACCAUCCCAGGGGCUUGUGCCACUCGUCUGCCCCGGGGCAAACGCUCUUUGCCCGGCUUGGAGCGACGGGUGCUCCGCCAGCGUCGGCGCUCUUCUCCGGCGGAGGAAAACUCUCCAGACCGGGGGAAAGCUGUCUAUUUUACCGGCAGGGGAGAUCAGCUACGGCUGAAACCUGGCGUGGAGAUACCCAGAGGAAAUUUCACUCUUGAGAUGUGGAUCAAACCGGAGGGAGGUCAACGAUCACCCACAGUGAUUGCAGGACUAUACGACAAAUGUUUCUACGCCUCCAGUGACAGAGGAUGGCUGCUUGGCAUCCAGGCGGUUAGUGAACACGGGAAUCGUGACCCUCGCUUCUUCUUCUCCCUUAAAACUGACCGUGCCCACAAAGUGACCUCCAUCCACUCCAACGCUCCCUAUGUACCCAACCAAUGGGCACAUGUUGCGGUCACAUAUGAUGGCGUGUACAUGAAGCUCUUCUUCAAUGGCGCCCAAGUGGGUGUCAGUCGGGAGCAAUCGGGCGAUGUCUUUAGCCAUUUGACCAAAAAGUGCAAAGUGCUGAUGAUUGGGGGGAAUGCACUGAAUCAUAAUUACAGGGGGGCAGUGGAGAGGGUGGGCCUAUGGAGGCAGGCCAGAGGGCAGAGGCAGAUUGUCAGGCAUAUGCAAGGCCACGAGGACCCCCAAGAUCUACCUCAGCUGGUCAUACGUGAAACAUUUGAGCACCCAGGACGGAAGUGGCUGACUGUAAAAGAUGGUAGCUUUCCUCAGCCUGAGCAGGGGGGAGGUGGGCGGUUAGGGUUUAUGGGUGGUGGUGGAGUUGUAAAUUCAGAGGGAUUAUUGGACACAACGCUGGACCCUCCAACAUGUGGUCAAACUGUCUGCGACAAUGUUGAGGUCGUCACACACUACAACCACCUUUGGACCUUCCGUCGACCCAAGAAAGUACGAUAUCGUGUCAUAAAUGUUUGGGACGAUGCUCGGAUGAAGCCAACCGUAUCCGACCACCAGAUCAGCCUGCAGCACCAGCAGCUCAAUGAUGCCUUUAUCCCCUACAACAUCACCUGGGAGCUUAGCAUCCACAACGUCACCAAUUCCUCCCUUCGAAACCGCUUGAUUCUGGCGAACUGUGAUAUCAGCAAAGUUGGAGAUGAUGUUUGUGACCCCGAAUGCAACCAUCCACUGACAGGGUUCGAUGCAGGUGACUGCAUGUCUGGCCAUCGGAGCCGUUGCCCUGAGCACAAGCAGGGGAAUGGUGUAUGCGACCCUGAAUGUAACUGGGAGAACUUCUUCUAUGACCUCGGCGACUGCUGUAACCCCGAUGUGACGGAUGUGACCAAGACAUGCUUCAACCGUUCCUCUCCACACAAAGCCUAUUUGGAUGUUAAAGAGCUGAAGGAGAUUCUACAUUUGGAUGGUUCAACUCACCUGAAUGUUUUCUUUGCCAAUUCUUCUGAUGAAGAUCUGGCGGGGGUUGCCACAUGGCCAUGGGACAAAGAGGCUCUCACACAUUUGGGUGGCAUUGUUCUGAACCCUUCCUUCUACGGCACAUUCGGUCACACGGACACAAUGGUCCAUGAGAUCGGUCACAGUCUUGGACUCUAUCAUGUGUUUCGAGGUAUAUCAGAGAUCGAGUCGUGUAAUGAUGCGUGUUUGGAGACUGAGCCUUCGAUGGAAACUGGAGAUCUGUGUGCGGACACCAACCCCACUCCCAAAUUUAAAGGCUGCCACGAUCCCGAACCUGGCAACGAAACCUGUGGCAGUCGGCAUUUCACGCACACGCCGUUUAACAACUACAUGAGCUAUGCAGAUGAUGCCUGUACAGACUCCUUCACACUGAACCAGGUUGCUAGGAUGCACUGCUACCUGGACCUCAUCUACCAGACAUGGCAACCCUCUUCCAAACCUCCCCCAGUGCCAAUGUCCCCUCAAGUGGUGGAGCAGCAUCAUAACUCCAUCACCCUGGAAUGGUUUCCACCGAUUUCUGGACACUUUUAUGACAGAGAAGUGGGAUCAGUGUGUGAUAAAUGCACUGAGGGUAGAGUUCUACUGCAGUAUGCCUCCAACUCCUCCUCCCCACGACCAUGUGCCCCUUCGGGACACUGGUCCCCACGAGAGGCUGAAGGUCCUCCAGAUGUGGAGCAGGCUUGUGAGCCAAGUGUGCGCACUUGGAGCCCAAAUGCAGGAAUUGAGCACGGUGUUGUCGGCCUGUCGGAGUGCCCUCUCCAGGGUUGCAUGCUUCAGCUAGAGUUCCCUUACCCGCUGGUUCCAGACUCCCUGACUGUGUGGGUCACCUUCUUCAGCCCCGAGGAAACGGCACUGCCAGCCAUCCAUAACAUCUUGGUCCUGACCGUCAGUGGGAACAACAUUUCAUUGGGCCCCAGUAAUGUCUUCUGUGACACACCACUGACUCUGAAGCUAGAGAUUGAAGAAAAAGUGUAUGGUGUACAGUUUUUCACCAUGGAACAACACCUCGAGAUCGAUGCCACCCUCUUGGCAUCCAAGCCAGACUGCAUGCUUUGUAGGCAUUGCCAACCACUACGCUACCGGCUGUUGCGCCAACCGCCCUUCACCCAUGCACAACACGGUCUGAUGUUGAAUGAACCUACCCGCCGAUACACAGACAGGGAUGUGGCGCCACAGGUCGAGUACACUUACCAAGUCCAAACCAUCUCCGGCCGGAGUGAAAGUGAGCCCUCCCCACCUCUGAUACACAAGCUGGGGGCACCAUACUGCGGAGACGGCAGGAUCCAGAGUUCCAAAGGAGAGGAAUGUGAUGAUAUGAACUCUAUGAAUGGGGAUGGCUGCUCCAGUCAGUGCAAGAAAGAGCCCUUCUUCAACUGUGUUGAAGAGCCAAGCCUGUGUUACUACUAUGAUGGCGAUGGGGUGUGUGAGGACUUUGAGCAGGAAACGGGUGUCAGAGACUGUGGCCUCUACACUCCCCAUGGUUUCCUUGACCAGUGGGCCUCCACUGUGGAAGUUUCCCAUGAGGAGAAGCUCUACUGCUCUGGUGACGUGACUGCUGGAUACCCUGCUGUUACAAAGACAUGUCAGUCCAAGGUGUUUGACCUCUCAGAUGGAGUGUCCCAGUAUGCAUGGUUCCCUUGUCGUGAGGCCCAUAAGUCAACCUGGGGAUAUCCUAACUAUUGGCUCAAGGCCCACUUUUCUCAUCCCAUGGUGGCAGCUGCAGUGAUUAUUCAUCUGGCUGCUGAUGGGACUGGUUACCUUGACCAGACCCAAUGUAACAUCACUGUUCAGCUGGUGGACACCAAGGAGGGCAUCCAUAGUCUAGGUGAGUGGCGUCUCAGCUGUCGCACCAACCCGUUGGUGAUCCCAGUGAGCCAUGACCUGUCGGUGGCCUUCUACCACACCAAGGCUAUCCUGGUCAUGUUCGCCUCUCGCCUGGUGGCCAUCUCCGGAGUAGGCCUGCGCUCCUUCCAGUCCUUCGACCCCAUCACGAUAAGUGGUUGCCAGAGCAACGAGAUCUACAACCCUACAGGCCAGAGUUGUGUACAUUAUUCGUGUGAAGCCAUUGACUGCCAGGAACCAUUAAUCCGCAAUGCAGAGCUCAAGUGCAGUAACCCUGGCCGCCACUUCUACAAUGGAGACCGCUGCACCAUCUACUGCAACUCUGGAUACGUCCUGCAAGUCCACCAGGAUGAUGACAUCAUCAAGAGUCAGUCGGAUACUGCAGUCACCAUAACCUGUGCAAAUGGGAAGUGGAACAAACAGGUGUCAUGUGAGCCCGUGGACUGUGGUCGGCCGGACAAAUACCAUGUCCAUCCUGCCCAUUUCAACUUCCCUGAAGGCACCACCUACGGCAAGAAAAGCGCCUUUCAGUGCCGAGAACCCGCGCAGCUCGUAGGUACAAACAACUCUCUAACCUGUUUAGAAGACGGCCUCUGGUCCUUCCCGGAGGCUCUGUGUGAACUUCGCUGCCCAGCCCCUCCUCCUGUACCCAAUGCUGUUCUGCAGACCAAGCGCUGCAACGAGACCGGCCUCAAAGUGGGCACGCUCUGCAAGUACAAGUGCAAGCCAGGCUACCAUGUCAGCAACAAACCUAAGAGGCGUGCAUUUAAGCGCCAGUGUACAGAGGAUGGCAGCUGGCUAGAGGGAGCAUGCGAGCCAGUGACUUGUGAUACCCCACCACCCAUCUUCCACGACUCCUAUCACUGUACUGAUGGCUUCCGCUUUGACAGCGUCUGCAAACUCAACUGCUCUGAUCCUGCCAGUAAUUCAGCUUUUGCCGCCACAGGAGGCUCUGCCCAUACGGUGAGGCUGCUGCACGCUCCAUGCAAGCAGGGGGCAGGGUCCAAUGUGAUCCGUUGUAGGAAGGAUGGAAACUGGACAGGGUCGUUCCGCCUAUGCCCAAACAGCAAAGGCCAGUGUUCUUUACCUCAAAACCUCCAUUAUAGCCUUCAGUACUCAUGCAAGCGAGGACACGGCAUAGGUGAGAAGUGUGAGCUGAUGUGCAGAGAGGGUAACAACGACGUGGUGAUCCUCCCUAGAAACAUGACAGUAGAAAAUGUCCUGGUAGAACAUUGGAGGAACCCGCACAAAGUCAAAAGCAUCAUCUGUACCAUGGGACUGAAAUGGUAUCCACAACCUGAAUUGCUCCACUGCAUCAAAGGAUGUGAGCCAUUCAUGGGAGACAACUACUGUGAUUCGAUCAACAACAGAGCCUUCUGUAACUACGACGGAGGAGACUGCUGCCAAUCCACUGUCAAGACCAAGAAGGUGAUUCCAUUCCCCAUGUCCUGCGACAUAAGAGAUGAGUGCUCUUGUCGGGAUCUGAAUGCGAUAGAGAACCGGAAGGAUGCACACGUCCAUUCCCUCGGGUGACCAGCCUGAGCAGGGACCGCUGUUCAACGUCCCAGGACCCCUUGCUCCAACACAACACAGCCUGAGUGGCCGAGGAAGAUCCCUCCUUCGUCCUCCUCUCGACCUCCAAAUUUCCUGCACAUGCUGCUUAACAGGCAUACCUCUCCAUCCAUACUGCAACCGCAACCAGCUGUAAUGUCUCAGCUUCCACAUCCCCGAAAGAUCUAGAAUAUAGGAUGGGACCCAUGAGACUCCACAGUAAACUUCAUUUCUCAGCUAAAAGGAAAGUAACUCAUGCAAUAUCAUCCUUUAAAAAAACAAUUAAAAAAAACAUAUAUAUAGCAAAGAGAAAAAAAAGAAUAAGUUACAUGAAACAGACAUAUUUUUUUUUUAGAAGGAGGAAAACAAAAACAUAAAAAAAUUUAAAAAACCUGAACAAAAAUAUAACCAAGCUUAGGUAGCAUGCCUUUUGUUCAGUUUUGUGCUGGCUUUAGUCUCUUUCAUUGACCUUGCUCUACAAUCACAUGAUUGAACCAAAGUUAAUUCAAAACGUGGAAGUGAGGGAUUGUGUUGAUGUUGGCUCUGUGUUUUGCAAAUAUGAAGGACAUCUAGACAAAAUAAUCCUUUGAAGGCAUGUUCAACAUCUUUUCAGAGGAGCUUAUAUCAUUCCUGGUUAUAAACUGGUCAGACAUUCUGUAUUAUGUCCUUUUCAGUGAAGUGUGUUUCCUAAUAAGCACGUCAGAGGCUAUAGAGGUUAUUCCUAGCUUGGUGGGGAAUGCGACAGCCAUAUAGUUAAGUUUCAAGCCACAGAUUCAUCAACAAAAGCCAAAAUGUAAUGCACAAAUACAAACAAAAAUGUCAAAGAAUUCUUGCCCAACUCCACACACAGUUUCCGAGGACAAUUUUAUACCUUAAGCAAAUUCCUGAGUGCAUAUUUAAAAUAAUUUAUGCAUGGCUUCUGCUACUGUGUUUGCUGCUACUUGCCAUCUUCACAUUAUACUAUCUAAUAGGGUUAGACACUUUAGUCUGCCUUGCUGCUGACAGGACCUCUUCAUGCGUUCAUUCACACUUGCACGUUAGUUCAUAAUACUUUUUGAGAACACACAAUGACAUCACCAGAUAUGAAAUGCACUAAGAACUUUAAAAAAACCCAGAACCUCACUUAUCAUACCCAUUUAACCCAACUGCCCAAGACAAAUACUACACGACCACGACUUAAAGAAUGUCAUAGUUAACAUCUCACUUAGUUUCAGUUUAAACUCCUCCCUCAUGGCGCGCUUGAUUAGAACUUUCUUACUUCAAGUGCUGAUUAAAAAUAUGUUUAAAUUGAAACUAAAAUGAUCCUAGCCCUGUUCAGAAUGUAGUCAAUGCUUGUCAGGAGUCUGUGGCUUUUUUGAUCGCACGAUACUGCACGGCACAGCCACACAAGUGUCCAGAAAACAAGGGCUGGAUAUCGGCCUUGGCUCUGAGUGAGAGCGAGUGCAGGUGGAAAGAGCCCACAUCUGAUACACACACACACACACACACACACACACACACACAUAUCUUUCAUUCUCUCCCCUCCCAGUCAUUUUGGAUUAUCAGCUGGAGCUCUGCAGGCAACACUAUUAUACACGGAAAUGACAUUUGGAUGUAUAUGUCAACACAGCAUUUGCAGUCACGAUAUGAUCAAAAGUCCCUCCAAUCCUCUGCUGGGUCCAGUGUUUAAAGAAUGAACUUUACCAUUACGGUUGUCUCUGCAGUAAAAAGUGCACUUGGUUGUUUUGACUGGCACUUUUCAGUAUUGUGAACUUGGGUGUCCGUCUCCACCAAUGAACAUCUUUAGAUUAUAUGGCUGCUACAAUAGCUUUGUGUUUUGUUAUUCUUCACUAAAGACACAUAAACGGUAGUUUUUUUUACUCAUGCACAUUUGAUAAUGAAGGCUGCUUGACAUAUUGGUCCAAAUUUCGCUGCUUUUAUUCGUCUACAACCAUAGUUGUUGUUACAGACGGCAUGAUUAUGACUUUUCAUUUCAUUUGAGCCAAUGGCACAGUCCCUCUGACUCAUAUUAGGUUGAUAUAGCAUUCCAGAUCAUACUCAUAAAUCAUCGUACACAAGUGGAAAUGUAAAACCAAUUUCAUGUAAUUUUGAAAAACCAAUGUUGGUGAGGAGCUAAGACAAUACCGCAACAUGCAUAGAAUGUGAUUGGGUAUUAUUUUCCUCCAAAUAAAUAUUUAAAUUUAAAAAUCGAAAAUACCAUGUAAAUAUUACUAUAUGUUCUUGAUGGACAGCUGCGUUAAAACAUGUUUUUGUUUUUCAUGUAUUUCAUUUUUUACAAAAUGUCAUAUUUAAUCAGUGUUUAUAUUAUUGACCUCAGUUACUGCACUUUUUUUAGUUUCAAUGUAAGGAGAAAAAGUAUAUCUUUCAACAAUGUUUAGAAGCUGCUAUUGUCAGAAUGGUGAUCUGAAACAAACUGAUUGUUAUAAUUGAAUGAUAUUCGGUCGUUUGACUCCCUGUGUUGCUAUUAGCUUUCCUGUUAUUAGUGUUUUAUUGUAUCUGGCCAUAGAUGCUUCUUUUCCAACCCAAACUGACUUUGCUUUAGAGGUUAUCAAUGAAGUAGGGAGGUAUUGUCUAUACAAUGAGUCCAUCCAUAUGUCCAUCACACACACAGCCCCCCCCACACACACACACAAAAAGAAGGAAGAAAAUAGGGUACACAUCAACACAUACAGUUGCCCCCCGCCCCCCACCACACACACACUAAAAGAAAAAUAAAUAUAGGGAACACAAGAAGGCUGCACAUUCGUGUGUCUUCUUUCACCCUGAUGUGUGUGUAAUACAUCCUUUUAUGUGAAAGGUAUAUAUUUUUUGCCAGAGAAACCCAGAUAUGUCAAAAGGGAAGGAAAUGCGUACAUCUAUAAUAUCUCAUUAAAAGGGACUCAUGCCAUACUUUGUACAUUUUACAGGACAUUGUAAAGGCUACAUCAUCAGAUUGUAUCAAAACAUGUGAAGCCCUAGAUAAUAAAAAACUAAUAUUAUGUUGAUACUAUCAAAUGAUAUGUACUAUUAGUAGGCCUACUCCUGAUACUGCCGCUUUACGUAGAACUGUUACCAGUGGGGAGGUAUGUGAUCACUACACACUAUCGUGACAUCUGGUUCAUCAUCUUGAGGCCAUUGGAAAGUCAUUGAAUCCGAAAUCUGUCAUGGCAUCCUUCCCUUUUUUCUAUAAACUAACAUAACCUGUCGAUGCAUCCACAAAUGCUGACUAAUAUCCUCCUUGUAUUAUUAGUCAUUGUCUGGAUACCAAAACAACAUUAUUACUAUCAGAAAGGCAACAGAAUGUGACUACAUGUCAACUUGAAAAAAUGAUAUUCUUAAUAUUGGAGACGGUACCCAUUAGCCGCAGCUAACCAAAAUAUUCAUGGAAGGAAUACGAUUAGGCAUUGGAUGAGGACAUCACCUCUCUACUGUAGUCAUCACAGGAUCCCUUGCUGUACCUCAUGCCUGUAAUGUUUGCUGCUUCUAUACUUUCGGUAUUUUAGUGACAUUUUUGCGUCUCAUAACCGUGGUGUAAAUAGUAGAACUAUUUAUUGAGUGUUAUACUUUUUUAAAGUUAUAUUUAAUGUUCAUGUAAGUUAUUUUUUACAUUGUUCUUAUAAACAAAAACAUUAUCGGCUGUGAGUCAAAACUGUCAUUUUGUCUCUGUCAUCACGCUCUGUUGUGAUCAUUUCUGUCAAGCAGUGAUCAGACACACAGUCCACUUCAGGCCCACAACCACACAAUAACAGGUUCCAUUGGUCAUUAAGUGUAGAUGGACACUGCUUUCAUCCAAUGAGGAGCCACCGCAUGUUACUGAGUGCAGUGUACCCCCCCCCCCUGCCCCCACCCCUUCAAAACCAUAAUGUAAAGUUUUUGUUUUGUUUUUCUUGUUUUUUCUUCUUCUUCAAAUGCACGCAUUAACCAUACAUACAAGGUGUUGUGAAAAGAAACUUAAGUAUAUAAUGGCCAAAUAACAUACAUACAUAACAUAGCAAACAAUGUUUCAAGAGACCGGUGUAAGACAAAAGGAAUAUAUGUACACAGCCAGCUGAGGACAGGAGCAGUGGCAAAGAGAAGGAUCAGAAAUGAAGGAAAAGAAGGACUGGGUGUCAGAAGGCAGCUGAUGGUGCCCCAGAUAGUGGAAAAGUAGAAGGUGGACAGGGAAAGAUGUAGGGAUGGGUGGAUGGGUGGAUGGGUGGGCUGCUUUUCCUGGCCUGUCGAGCUAUUUGUCCAGGUGUGAAAAUGUGUACUCACAGAGGCUGCCCCCGGGCGAGGGGUGGCCAGCGCUGACUGGCAACCAGCCGAGGCUAGUGAGUCAGUUCCUCCUGGGUGUUUCUGGGACUCCCUCCCCCCCCCCCCCCCCAUCCACCUCCCCACUCCUCGACACACUGCCUCAUCUGUCACUGUCAGGUAUGCCUGCGUGGGGCUGUCAGGGUCAAGCUGGCCCUGUGAAAACGAGAGAGGAUGUUUGCCCAGCUUACAGAGCCUUUUGAAGUUGUGAAGGCUGAAAGAACACAGCUCUCCUCACCGAGAGCCUCUGCUUAUCACAUGAUAGGACUUGUAUAGCAGUCUUUUUCGACGGGCUUCGAUACCUCUCCCCAGUUCCCACCAACAGUCGCUCCUUUGUUUAUAAUUUAUCACCUGGCUGUUGUAUUGCUCGUCUAAAAAUGUCAGAAGCAUUGUGUCUCAACCAUCACAAAGCGAUGGGAAGUGUAAGAAAAAGUGUCUAAAGUCCUAAUAUCAGAUCAUUGCAGAGAAAAAUACUGAUGUGCCAUCUUGUUGUAAGACAUUUUCCUUGUGUAUUGUAACACAUGAAGUACCUCUCACAGGACUCUGGUUAUAGGAUUGUCCACUUGUGUCUGUUUCCUAAUCCCUCAAUAAAUAAAAAAGGUGAAUGGUCCUUUUUUUCUCAGUGGGGAAUACAUAGAAAGUGUAUUUACAUAUAACGUGGAUAUCUAGUGGUAUACGAUGUUUCGUACCCGAUUGCUCGACAAAUAUAUUUUAAGAUGUACAUAAUAUUACUAUAUGAUGAUUGUAUUUGCAAACCAUGUACUAACUGUUUGGGAGUAGCUCUUGGAUUGAUUUUUAUCAUAACUAUUAUACAAAAAAAUUAACCGUGAAUAUGUUGUGCAUUGUGUCAAAGUAUCACCUGCAAGACAAAAAAAGAAAUAGACCUGUGAUGCUUUACCACACCACUCGCUGUCGGCAUUUAUUUGUUAAUAAUGGCUUACUACAAGCACUGUUGUCAGUUGUCUAAACCAUCCAUUGAGUCAUGAUUUAUUUAUUUGCUAAGAUAAAUAAAAACAUAACGGUCAUUUCUGCAAUCUUAGGAUAGAAUUGAUCCUCACAAUCAAACUUUACUGAUCUUUGUAAUGCAUUGACUAGUGUACAUGCAAAGAGCUUUCAUUCCUCCUUACUCCAUACUGUAUCAUGUCGAGUCUUAUCCCAAUGCCUUUGUGUUUGCUGGGAAUUUCACCAACACUGUAAAGGUAGCCAUCGGACUCAGUCAUCCCUCCCUCCCUCCGAUGGCCUCCUCUCUCUUUGGUUCUUACACAGUAUGCACUUUUUCAGGCACAUAUACAACAGAUUGGACUUUUAUGUUUUAAGUCAAUAUUUCUCUGUUUUCACAGUUGCAAUUAUAUAUAUUUUUGGUGCUCUGGUACAUGACAAAACAUGUCUGAUGUGUACUAUAUUUUCAUAAGAAAGAGUCAUAAGAUCGUCAUUUUCAUUUUGCUGUCAUUUAUUGUGUAGAAAUAAAACACUGGUUAAAGUGGA
Molecule: messenger RNA, 10740 nt
Organism: Pseudoliparis swirei
Lineage: Eukaryota; Metazoa; Chordata; Actinopteri; Perciformes; Liparidae
Gene: pappaa
Product: pregnancy-associated plasma protein A, pappalysin 1a
Exons: 22
Coding region: 1-4968 (1655 amino acids)
Molecular function (GO): protein binding; metallopeptidase activity
Source: RefSeq, a predicted model, not a curated record